This is a messenger RNA of Tinamus guttatus (white-throated tinamou), 1912 nucleotides long. The record is from RefSeq and is a predicted model, not a curated record. Lineage: Eukaryota; Metazoa; Chordata; Aves; Tinamiformes; Tinamidae.
AGUGCACAGACCUUCUCUGGCUGUUUCUCUUCUUUAUUUUCUGGGCUGGCCUGAUGUUUAUAGCUGGCUAUGCUGUGGUGGCUGGUGCUGCAGAAAGACUCAUGCUUGGAUACGACAGCUUUGGGAACAUAUGUGGUAGGAAGAACUCUCCUGUAAUAGGAGCACCCCUUUCUGGACAGGACAUGACUAAUAAAAAGUAUGUAUUUUUUCUUAAUUCAUGCAACCUGGAAAUGCAGAACCUUGAAAUCAGUUCGGUUUCCUUGUGUGUGUCUAGUUGUCCACAAGAGCAACUCAACUCUUUGGAAGACCUCCAGGGUUUUGCCAGGAUCAAUGGUUCUUCUCUCUGUGUUUAUAACCUGAAUGUUUCCAGUUACACACUAAAUCCAAAGGCAUCUGAGCUGUGUCCCACACUGCCAGUUCCACCAAGUAAAUCUUUUCCAUUAUUUAAUCGAUGUGUUCCACAAAAUCCUGAAUGCUAUUCCAAGUAUGCCUCUGCCUUAAUAAAUGUGGUUAAUGAAAUGGAUGCUCUUCAUCGUAUUCUGGCUGGAAUAUUGGCAGGAAGAGACACUGUAAUAGGAUUGAGUGUUCUUUCACUAGCCUUUUCUUUUAUAGUCGUUUUAACCUUCACAUUCAUUCGUGCACUUCUGAUCCACACUUUGAUUGCUCUGGUUGUGUUCGGGUUGCUGUUUGUCUCAGGUGUUCUUUGGUGGCUCUACUAUGACUACAGGAAUGACCCCAGCACUGAAUUGGAAACUGAAAAAGAAAAUAUAAAAUUUCUGCUUGGAUAUGCUAUCUUCUCUACAAUAGUUACAGUUGUUCUGCUUUUUCUCAUACUUGUUCUAAGAAAGAGACUUCAGUUCACAGUACAGCUGUUCCAGAUGGUUAACAAAAUGAUCAGCAGAAUUCCUUUCCUCUUAUUCCAACCACUUUGGAGCUUUCUCAUUCUCAUGGUCUUCUGGGUAUUUUGGGUUGCUGUGCUACUUAGCUUGGGAACUGCAGGCAGUGCACAGAUUACUUCAGGAGGACACGUAGAAUACAGAACUGUAUCUGGAAUUCACUACAUGGCAUGGUACCAUUUUGUUGCCCUUAUCUGGACUAGUGAAUUCAUUCUUGCUUGUCAGCAAAUGACGAUUGCUGGAGCAGUGGUUACCUGUUACUUCAACAGAAAUAAAAAUAGCCCACCACGUCACCCAGUCCUGUCUUCCAUAUCAGUUCUUUUUUGCUAUCAUCUAGGAACUGUUGUAAAAGGGUCGUUUUUAAUCACAGUACUGAGAAUACCAAGGAUUUUUCUCUUGUACCUUUGUAAUUUCUUAAAACAAAAGGAAAGUGCAUGUGCAAAGUGCCUGUUCAAGAGCUGUUGCAGCUGGUUUUGGUGCCUAGAAAGGUGUUUAAGAUACUUUAACCAGCAUGCGUACACAACGGCAGCCAUAAAUGGGACAGAUUUUUGUACAUCAGCUAAGGAUGCUGUCUUUAUUUUGGCAAAAAAUUCUGCUAAAAUUGCUCCCAUUAUCUGUUUUGGAAAUUUUAUCAUCUUUCUAGGAAAGGUGUUUGUUGUGUGUUUUACUGUUUUUGGAGGAUUGAUGGCAUUUAACUACCAUCGUGAGCUGCAAGCUUGGGUAGUUCCUCUGUUGCUGGUUGCAUUUUUUGCCUACGUGGUAUCCCAGAGCUUUCUGUCUGUGUUUGAAGUGACAGUGGAUGCCCUGUUCCUUUGCUGUGCUAUUGAUAUGGAAACAAACGAUGGAUCUGCAGAGAAGCCCUACUUCAUGGAUCAGGAAUUGCUGAGCUUUGUGAAUCAGAGUAACAAGUUAACAGAAGAGCCAAAACCCAGAAGCAUGAAACCCCUCCAGGACAAUGAAGAUGGGACAGAGCUCCAGCCUAUGACUUGAAUGGGAAGUGUACCAGGAAGUGUGAG